Molecule: messenger RNA, 10397 nt
Organism: Sitodiplosis mosellana (orange wheat blossom midge)
Lineage: Eukaryota; Metazoa; Arthropoda; Insecta; Diptera; Cecidomyiidae
Exons: 9
Coding region: 734-1633 (299 amino acids)
Biological process (GO): regulation of cell differentiation
Cellular component (GO): membrane
Source: RefSeq, a predicted model, not a curated record
ACCGAGAGCAAGAGGAAUUGAGAUUGUGUAUCAGCACAGCAUUCGUAUCAUAUCGAGCAGCAACCAUUCAGUAUUGCUUGAACCGUCGUCGCAAAGUGUUGAAGCUUGGCUCUGCUGUUGUGACAUUAAUUAAAUGCACAUCGUGUGUUUGUUAUCCCCUCAGUCAUUUCAAAUAAACAAGCCAACAUAAAAACUUUGCGGCAAAAAUAUCGCAACACACACACACAACUUAGACGAGACUGAGACACUGGGAUAAAAAACAGGAAGACGACAAAAGAGAAGAAGGGGAAAAAAAUAUGAAAAUGAACAUAAAAAUAAGCAAAAGCACCGCUGUAAAGAAUUGCCAAUAAGAAGUGUACGACGGCGCCGACUACGAUGACAAGUGCAAAAUAGAAGACGAAGGAAAAAAAAAUUGUAUUUAUAUACAGCAUACAGUAAGCAGAGAAGUGAAAAUAUAAUGCACAAAAAACGCCUUUCACACAAUAAAAAAGAGCACGCCGUAGCUGUUGUGUGAAACAAUCAAUGAUAACCCUUGUUUAUUGAAGAGUCGUAUGAACAAAAGUUGAAAAGUUGUUUGGUUCGUGGUGUGCGCGUUUGUGGAUAGCAACAAAAAAAAAAAAAUAAACGAAUAUAUACGAGAAGAAAUAGAGAGAAAAAAAACAACGUGAAAUUGUGUCGAUUUUCAUUCCAACCGCGCUAGCUGUGAGUGUUGGGUCUUUGAUCGCAGUCAAACAUGUUUUCAAUGUGUUCAAAAGCUGCCCCGCAAACGCCAUCCAAUUUACAUCAUCAUGGUCCGGUGGGUAAACAAAUCAAAGGAGGAUACCUUUUACGAUAUAAACGACAACUGCUAUGGAAUCGAUGGGCUGAAGAAUGGGUUGUGCUGUAUGAUGACUCAACAAUGGCCUGGUUCACCGAGCCAGGCAGAUCGUCGCCGGUCGGCAAGAUAUUGGUAAAAGAGGCCCCUGAGAUGUUGGCAAUUGCUCAGUGGACGGGACAAAUUCCAAAGCGUCCUCCAUUGCCCGAUGGAUGUAGCAUAUCGCAACUGAUCGCUGUGGGUUCAAGGCGAAAAAGGUCAAAAGUUUAUUGGAUGCUCGCACGAUCCGAAGCAGAAGUCAACGACUGGAUUAAUGCGAUUUCAAAAACGCUGCCACCAGCGCCACAAAUAGAGCUUAUUAUUGAUAAAUCCCAUAUAACUGGCGUGUUACGACGGCCACUAGUCCGGAUAAGACCUGCUACGAAUUCCGAAGUCUCGUCUAGACGAAGUAAUCGUGAUGCUGUGCGUUAUGCACAGAAUAUACGUAGUGAUGCGGCCGUUGCUAUACUAAGCAAAAGUACACAUGAUUCCGAUACAAGGGCGACAUUAGCAUGCGUUCUACCUUGGGGACAUGGUUUUGGCUGGGCAACACUACCGAAUGGCAUUUGGAGUGGUGGGUUGACUUGGACACAAUGUGAAGAUACGUUCACGUUGCACGCUCUGCCAACAACACACUGUACGAAUUUAGUCGAAACAUCGCAUGCCGGCAUCUAUCACACUGAUAUCGGUGCAUUUGAUUUCCAUACAAGCGGCAUUGAAGAUUUGGGCGGCGAAGAUUUCGACUAUGCCAUGGACUGUGGUGACUUAGCGAUAUUUUAAACAAUGCCAUCUGAAGACAGAAAAUACACAAACACAAUCAUUGUCGUCGUCAUAUGUUCAUCGAAUAGAAUUGAUUACGUGUCUGAAUAAAAAGAAAAUAUUCUGAUUUUAAAUAGCUGAAUCGUUGAUGCAAUUGCGAUUGCCGGUGAAUCAGUGGAGCUAGUCAUUGUUUUUAAUGAAGAAAUAUACUUUAGCGCCAAAAAAAUAUCUAUGUUUUUAAUGUUUGCCCAACGCAUGAACGAUAUAUUUUGCAUAACAUAAGCACAAAGGAAUGCCGGCGAUGAAAGUAAAUUUAAAGCGCAGACACUUCGGAUUGAAUUGCUGGAGUUGGAUAUGUCGAAUGAAAGUGAAAAACCCAACGCUGUGAAGCACAAUGUUAUUAUAUUCAACAGAUCCUAAACCUUUCAGAGUUCUGUUUGUCCCUAUCGGAAGUUCACUAACAUGAAUCAUAAAUGACGUUUGAAAUGCCAUUUUUGACAAAUACCAUUUCCAAUAUUUGGGUAAACCUUGUGACAAAAUCAUUUAAUCAAAUUUCCAAACUCUACCGUAUAGAUGCCGCUAGAGCAUCAUUUGCUGAAUAUCUUCCAUUUAUGAUUCAUGUUGUUGGAAAAACCAAACAUACACACAAUCCGAUCGGCUAUCGAUCACACCAUAGAACAUUAUUAUGAGCAUUUUAUGUGUAUUUUGAUACUUUGACAUACAUUGACAUUUAGUACGAACUACGCUCGUAUCACACACACACACAACACUUGAAUCACGGUCAAAGCGAUUACGCUAAGUACUCAAGCCACGAAUUAAACAUAACAAAAGGACAAACAAACAAACAAAAUAUAGGAGAAAUAUUCUUUUUAUAUUGCCCACUUUACGUAAUUUUAUUUUUCGAAACAAAAAAAUUUGUCAUAUUCCGCCAAUCGUUUGAUUUUGAAUUGAAUAUAUGGUUUAUGCGUUAUGUAUACGAUUUAAAAAGAGAGAAAAAAAACUAACUAUGAACAGAAGAAGAAUUCAAUUGAGCUUUGCUUUAGAUCUGUGAACAUUUUUAAGAAUAAGUUAAACAAAUCGAUAUAAUUUAAUCAAAUCCGUAUUAAAAUCUAGUCUUUUUUUUCUCUCUCGGAUGAAUGAAGAACGAAAAAAGUGUUGAAAACAAUCAUCAGGUGUUUGUCGUUGGUGUUAACUACUGCUUAUUUUUGUUUCCGUACAACUUGUUCUCCCUGCCGCCAAUCCAGUUCUCACAAGCACACACAUUAAUCUCGCAAAUUGCGUAUACAUUAAAAGUGCUUCAACAGCGUGAAAAACAAACCCGAAGAAAGACAGAGAUAGGGAGAGAGAGAGAGAGAGAGAGAGAGAGAGAGAGAGAGAGAGAGAGGAGAGAGAGAGAGAGAGGAGAAUGUAUGAAAAACUGGUCUCGAUUAACAACGACAUGCACCUGCACACUCACCGAUAACUUAGCGUAUGAGCAGUAAACACGUAAAUCAGAAGAAAAAAACCUAUUUCUAUCAAAAUUCAAUUACAUUUGUUGUUUGACGAAAAGAUUAAAAAAAAAAUUACUGUAAAAAUACCAAUUCAACAAAUGAUACUCAGAGUGUAAGAAAAACACCAAUGACAAUAUAAUUACCGCAACGCGAGUACGCAAGUCAUUUCAGUAGGGAUUUUUUUUUAGUGAUAGAUACAUACAUGCAACACACAUGGCUCAAGUCGAUUUUUUUUUUACUCUCUGGAGGUGAAAUAAUAGAAAGAUAGAAUAUAUAUGGCAAACAAACUUGAUUUUACGUAGAAAAAAAACACACACUCACAUAAUUCGCUGCAUUUUAGCAAGUAUUUGUUGUUUGAGCGCCGAACCGAAAAUGACUGGAUUAGUAAAUAAUUUCUGCGGCAAGUCUUUUGAAACUCGCAAAACGAUUUUAUUUUUUUCAUUUUCAACAAAUCGCACGUAAUACGUAUUGCGACUGAGAAAAAAAAAUGUCACACUUUUGGUUAAUUAAUUCGAUUUUAUACGCCAAAAACUUAAUUCUUUCGGAAGAAAAAAAAACACAACACACACACAUUGUGUUGGGACCAUUCUUCUUCGAAAUUAUUUAUUCCUUAGUUGUUUCCUGAUGACGAAACGUAAGAAAAACAAAAAUGAGAAGAAGAAAAAAAACACGCAAAACCUUCUCCAUGGCGUGCUUUUAUUGUUGGGGCUUAUUAUUCAUGUGGAUCGACAUUCAAGUCGAAUGAUUCGACGUAGAGCAAAGGGAACAGACAUGUUAUCCAACAGUUAUACACAUAUAUUAUUAAAAAUUGAUACAUUUGACUGAGUGAAAGGCACAGAUAGAGAGACUCCCAAUUCGGUUGGAAGAGAGAAAGAAAAAUAGAGAUGAAAAUAAGGAAAGAUUGAAGGAGAGUGUUCUGUUAAAAGGGCCACCAUAAGCCACACACUGUUCACAAAUUGCUACUAAUAUGCUAACAAUCACGAGCGUGAAACACUUCAUGCUUCCGAAACAUUUCACCACCACAAUUCCUGUGCAAGGGGUUUGAUAAUGUGUCUUGAACUGGGGAAAAAAGCACAUCAACGCACACCAGCGAAUCAAGAUACUUCCUAUUCUGUAAAAUCUGUGAAUUCAUUCUUGUUUUGUUUCGCCAAAAAAACGUCAGUUACGUUCUUCGCAUCGGUUGUUUUCAAUGCGAUUCGGGCCGGGUUUUUGUUUUUCCCGGUCAAUUUGCAAUGUGCGAACGAAAAAUGUGCCAAAUCAUCAGCAUUUGGCAGCCCCCGUAAAAUGUACGAUUCGUUCCAUUCAAUUAUUCAUUCGUCUGUUUAUAGCUCGCAGCAGCUCGAACGAGAGCAAAAAUUGAUGCGUAUGUAGAAUGUGACCUGAACUCUCGGCGCCUACGAAGCAAAAGAAAGAAAAAUUAGCACGCAUAAUAAUCAAUAUAAAUUGAAUUAGUUUUUUUUCUCAUCAUCUCUUUUGUCUCGUUCAGAGAUUUUAUUUUUUCUUCUCGGAUUUGCGUAUAGAAUGCAAUCUCAAUGAUUUCAUUCUGUUUCUUUUCUGUUGAUGCUGUUCCGAGCAUGUUGAGUGGAAAUAUUGCCAAAUUUGCUGGAAAUAUGAAAAUUCCUGAAGUCGCAACCGAAUAGACACUGAAAAUCACCUGUAAUAAUAAUGAAUCUAGUGUCGACAUGAAAAAGCUUUUGCACACAUUAACAUUUAUGCCGUGCGAAUUUUAGGUGAGCGAAAACGAUUGUGCGAAUGAGAACCAAAGGAUUGACGCGAUACCCGAAUUUAAAUGUUGAUUCAUUGCCGAAAAAAGUGAAAGCAAUAAUUUAUUUAAAUCCGACAUUCAAUUCAUUGAUUGCAGGUCAUUAAUUGAAUUGGUGAGGGGGAAUUUUUCGCAUUUUCAUUUGAACACAUUUGAAUCAAACAACCCCGAAAAUAAAAUUGAAUGUUGUGAAUAUCCCUAUAACAAUAUUACUUCGGCUCGCAUCUUUGAGCCAGCCAAAUACCGUGUACUUGCAGCCGGAAUAUUUAGACGUUGGGCCUAGCGAAUAUAUUACAUUUAACUAGUGUGAUGUGAUCAAGCUGUGGUCAAUGUGUGUGCGAAAUGGAUGUUUUUGUGCAAAUAUUGAUUCUCUACAAUCUACAUGUACACGAGAUUGCUAAAACUAUCCAUACGAAUUUGUCAAACGGAAUAGCUUUUGAAAAGCGAUUUUCGAAGCUAAAUUGGAAUCAAAAAUACAGAAUUGCCUAUUAUUUUCAUUUUCGCAUACGGAAUGCUAGAAUCCAUUUGCUUGGAUUCAUACAAACGAGUGGCGGUCAUAACGCCCCGGAUGGACAGCAUGCUUUUGUGUUUCUAUUACAUUAGAGUAUGCUGUCCGUCCGAGGCGUUAUGGCCGCCACUCAUACAAACACACAAACAUUUUUUCAUAAAAUAUUAAAAGCGGUUGCGGAUCUUAACGACGACGACAACAACAAUUAAAUGUUGUGCUAUGUUGUGAUCCGUGCUAGCCUAAGCAAACACAACCCCAAAAUCGUACAAAGCCAAACAUGAUAUGGAAUGUCCAUGGGCUGAAUGGUCAAACUGCAUUAAACUUUAAUAUCCGUUUUGAGUUUUACACUUAUUUUUGUCCUAAGUCUACAUGAAUGGGUCGCAAUUUAAUUGUAACCUAAUCCAAACAGCAACAGCAUCCGCUUAUAGCACCUAGUCGGUACACGCGCGUGUGUGUAUUCCGAUUGUUUUUCCUCCUUCUGGUAUGUUUUUAUGUUAGCUAUUCAAAUCACCGCCAAAGACAAUCGAUUAAAUAUUGUCCAUUUUCUUUUGAAGUGUUUUUCUUCUCGAUUCAUUUGCCGUCAAGAGGAAUUCCGUUAGAUGUGAGGGUGCGUGUCAAAUGGCGCUCCAUUCAUCCUAAACCUUUAUUGUCUGUUUUGUAACGAAUGUCGAACUGUAUACGAGAAAAGCAUACAAUUUAGCCUAACAUCCAAAAAGGACGAACAUUAUAUGAGAUUCAGCGCUAAAAUUCCUUAAAUAUUCACGAAAGUAGUCGUUGUAACCAAGGCAAAAAUCAAAGAACAAUCUGUUCGCAUUAAAUCAUUUGGAUUCAAUAAUCUGAUCCCAAUUUCUGAUGAUAGAUGAAACCAACACCAUUUGAUACGGCUCCCCUCCCCCAUUCCCCAAUAUUGAAUGUGUACAAAUAGUUUUAACAAAUUAGUCGUGUGUUAAUGAUGAAACAAUGAUUAAACAAGAAAAAGAAAUAUGCGAUACCUGUCUAUGCACUCUGAAUAGAAAAUCAGCGUAAAAAGAAAAAGAAAAGUAAAAUGGAUUCGUUCAAUACAAUACCAUAUAAUAAAUAGAGACAAAAGUAAGUAUUUGAUGUAGGGUUCAAAACUGCGUUAUUGAUGACAAAAAUUAGUUCACGUUGAAAAUCGUAUUGAGUGUUUAAAUAAAUUAAUAAUAAUAAAAACCAGAGUCCCCAUAACUUUUUAUAAUAGAAAUCGUUUAUUGGUCGUUGCGUUAUUUCUAGAAUCCAUUUGACAGUGAGUGUUGUAGACAUCGUAAAUCGAAAACUGAAAUGAUUAGGUGAAAACAUACGACAAACAAAUAAAAUUUAUGAAUAUGUUUACGUGACAAAGAAAUAAAAACAAAAGAUGUUAUUCAAACUAAUUGUUAGUGUAAAACAUGUAACGGUAGCACAACGUCGUGUGAACUAAAUGAAAUACCCCCCCCCCCCCCCCACACACACACAUACAUACACACAAAACAAAUCAUAUUUUUAUGUAUAAUCUACACUCUAGACGUAAAUGUGUUUUAGUAUAAAAAAAAACUGAAGUUCAAAAAUAAUCUUAAAUAUUUGUUGAAAAUCCAUGAGGAAUUUGGUAGAUGUGAUUAUGAUGAAGAAACUGAAGCCAAAGAAAUGACAAAGUAUAACAAACCAAAAAUGAAGAAAAAGAGAAAAAAAAGACCCUCACAUAGUUUUAACAAAGUAUUUUAUUGAAAAAUCGCUGGCCGAUUUUAUUUCCACUGAACACGGUCAAACGGUAUACUUUAUGGAUGUCGACGCUCCAGAGAGAAUAAAUAUAUUUUUUGCUCAAAUCAGAAAUUAUAUUAACUAAAACCAAACUACCCAUCCAUGUGAAGAAAAAUACACGAUCCCCUAAUGCGAAUUUACGUACCAUGUUUGAGUACAUGGUAUUUUUUGAACCAGAUAAAGCAUUAACUGACUAUAAAUUUGAUGUCUAUGUAAGUUUUGAUUAUAGAAUAAAAAUUGAACCAAAAAAAAAAUUUGAAUUGAAAAAAAGGCAAACAAGUUGAAAAUGCUUAGCAUAAUUUGCGAGAGAAAAAAAUCGAUAGAAGAAAAAAAAACAUUUGCUUUAGACAUGUAUUUAGAAAACAAAACCAAAUAUAAACCACGAUGUUUAAAACCAUUUAUGACCUUAAUUCCCUCAAACGAAUAAAAAUGCGUAAUACGCACAGAGAUAAAAGAAGAAAAAUUCGACAUUCAUGUAUUUUAUGUAGAGUUUUGAAAUUUUAGAUGAUUGAAUAUGUGUCCGAUAUAUGAUAUAUAUAUGUGCGCUUCGGAAGCGCAUCAAAACAUUCACAACACACACACACACACACAAACAAACUCAAAUGUCCAUAACUGCAUGACAAUGUGAAAACCAUUAGGCAUUUAUAAUUGUUUAGUGUUCGUACGAGAAAUGAAUAUAAAAAAUUGAUAUUUUUAUAAGCUGCUUUUAAACAUGAACAAAUAUGAAAUGAAAACUAUCUCAAAAUAUGCAUUUGUAACAAAGUUUUAAGUUUUUUUUUCUAUGCCAAAAAUACAAGUGAUGAACGAAUGAAAUCGGAUAGAAGCGUUUUGCCAUGUGGAAUAAAGAGAGGAGCAGGAGUAGCUACUAUCUGUGAGCCAAACGUCGAGAGCAUGAGAGAGAGAGAGAGAGAGAAAUAUGAUGAUGAGCAAUUUCAUUAUUCCAGUUUUGCUUUAUUUCGCGUGAAUAAACGGAUGCAUUUUCGUUUGGAAAGUGUGUCAAUGUGGUAAAAUUGGCGAAAUUCAUAUUUUUGAUGGUGAAAAAUGCUUUAUUAUGUCAGUGUGAUUAUACAUAAAUAUGUAUGAAAUGGCAAUGUAUGUGAAUAGAUUGCACAGAUUGGCAAACAACAACAGCCGAACAAGGGAAAAAAAUCCAAAUUGAAUGGAGUAAUCGAGAUUAGGCAUAAUGCAUCAUUCGAGUAUCUGGAGCAUUGAACACAGUGCCAAGCCAGUAGCCGACUAUUCGGAAAUUCACGUAAGACUCAAAAAAAAAAACUGGGUGAAAUAGAAAUCUAGCACAAAAGUACUAAUAAAACCAUUAAUAUUCGUCGUGUGAAAAAGUUUAGAAAUGAAUUUAAGCCAACAAAGCAGAUAAACAAAAACAACAACAAAAACAACAACAGCAACCAAUGAUUGAAUAUGAUCUUAGACGCUACGUUCCAUAUGUCCCACCAACCAAUAAUUAUGUUUGUUAUACCGUGUUUAAGAUAUUUAAAAGAAAAUAAUAAUUAUUAAAAAGAAAAACAACAAUAAUAAAUUUGUAAACGAAAAUGUUCAUCUCGAGAGCACGACGUUACUCACAAAAUAUAUAGCAUAUAGCAGAUGCUGAAUUUAAGCACUACAAAAGGCGCAAUCAUGUUUUUGAUGUUAAAAUUUAGAAGCAAGUCUAUUAUAAACAUUUACAAUACCAAAAAAUGAGGUCAAAUGAAAGUGUUAUCAUUUUCCCAAACAUAUUAUCAACGUUCUCCCCCCCCCCCCCCUACAAACCAGUUUCAAUGUUCUUCGACCACAUACACACACACACACACUUGACUUAUCCAAAACAAAAAAACCUACCCCUUUAUUUGCAUUGAAAAUGCCUUCCCUUCAAACAAAAAGUGUCUUCCCUUUUUCCAUAAAAAGAACAAAAUGCAAGGAGCGGAUUUCCGCCUCCGAGUGUCAAGUAGAAACAGAUCGCACAAAUUUCAUUGGGAAAUGUUGCUUCUCUUCUUUUUCGACGGCAACAACUUUUACCCGGCUCAUCCUAUUAAAAUAGAAUCUAAACAACACUUUAUGUAACCUUCUUUUCGUUAAGAUGUGUACCCUGAUUUAGGCCAAACAUAUUAUUAUAACUACCCGAGAAAAAAGAAACUAUUCAACAUUCUCCAAAAACCGUCAAACUAAGCUACAAAGCGUCAUUAGUCUUUAUUAUCCUUUUUGAUCGUACAUAAAAAUGCGGAAAAUCGUUUGCCAUUCUGCGUCGUCUGCACAUUCAUAAUUGACUUGUGAACGAAUUGAGCAAAUGACAAGUCAAACUAUAAAUUGGCCCACUAUAAAUACCAUACCAUCUCAAAACUAUUUCCAGCUCAGAAAACGGUCAUGGCGAGUUACAAACUGCUCAAUGCUUACUCCGCACAAAGAGAAAAAAAAACACAAGAGAGAAGAAAGCAGCAAAUAUAAUCCAAAGAAAAAAGUCGAUUGCGACUGUGCAGAUCCAUAGAUAACGAUUCGAAUUCUUUUUAUACGACAUAACAAACAAUAAGGAUCAUAAAUGUACGUUAACAUGAAUCAAAACCAAGAAACUUUAUUCACUGGAAAUCGCUUUUUGACGGUUUUUUUUGAGAAUUUGGAGAUUGAGUGAAUAGAUCCGUGUAAAUGUUUCAAAUAAAUAACGAACAAGAGAAAUGACGAAGAAAAAUUUUGAAGAAGAAGAAAAAAAACACCCGAAAUCAAUUUGAAAUAGUUUUUAAUACCGUGUGUUGUCAAUGCAAUCAGCGAAAAAUUUGGAACAAUUGCACCUCCAUUCCAGCAUUAGAUGCAAACACUAUUUCAUAUGUAAUUGUAUACAACAAUAAAAAAAAACUAUGUAUUAAAUGUGUUUCCAGUUCCAGAAGUAGGCGAAUCGAAUCCAAAUUUUAUUCAUUCGGCUGAAAACACUUACGUUUGACAUUAUUUAAAGAGAUAAAAAACAACAACAAUCCAACCAAAACAUAAAACUGUGUGAAAAUUAUUGAAAUGUUUUAGUAUAUAUGUUAGUCCAAAACUAUUCAAACAAAUCAACCGCUACAAUCAUCCAAUGAAUAAACCAACCCAAAAUGUGUUCAAAUCUAUAGCACCGAGAGUAUAAAACAGGAAGAAUAAAAAAGAGAAGAAGAGGAAACAAAUCAGUCAUAAACUUCAUUAUGAAAUUGAUAAACUUUUAACCAGAAUGAAAAAGAAUCCAACCGAAGAUGAAGAAGAAGAAGAAGAAGAAGAAGAAGAAGAAGAAGAAGUGAACAGACAAAAAAGACAAAA